Molecule: messenger RNA, 1827 nt
Organism: Phaeoacremonium minimum UCRPA7
Lineage: Eukaryota; Fungi; Ascomycota; Sordariomycetes; Togniniales; Togniniaceae
Exons: 5
Coding region: 1-1827 (608 amino acids)
Source: RefSeq, a predicted model, not a curated record
AUGGCAGUCCAUUAUGCCGAUCUCAUGAAUGAAGCAAUGAGCAAGCCUCGUGGAGAAGGAGAGCAGGUCACCGAGGCACGAAAGAAGCUGAUUGGCAUCGCUAAAGACCAGAAACAACGUAUUAAUCAAUACAAAGCCGAUGCCAAGGCUAGGGACGAACAAAUCGAACAGCUGUCAGAGCAAUGCGACGUGUUGAAGCAGCAGCUCGACGACAAGUCGUCGGAAUUGGAGGACCGAUCGUCUGGCUUGCGAGAAUUAGAAGAAAAAUGUCGGCGUUAUAAGGAUUUUCUUAAUGACGCAAUCAAGGAACAGCAAAAAUUGUACAAGGCGUCUAAGCAACAGAUGAAAGACGCUGUUGACAAAUUGCGCGCUGAACAGCUCCAGAGCACAGCACUUGAUCAGCAACAAAAAGCAAAGGCCGAAGCGGCACAAGACCAUAUGCGACAGCGAGUAGCCAACGCGAUCGCCGAAACCAAGCGAUUGGAAUUAGAUUUCCGUGGAAAGUUGCAAGGAGUGGAGCAACAGCUCGGAGAUCGUAACUCGGAGUUGGCCCGAGACAAGGAAACAAUUAAGGAGUUGCUACAGCGACUUGCAGAACAACAAGUUUGUCAAGACGAACUCAAGGAAAUUCAAAGCCAGACUUCUACGAUCUCCAAGAAGCUCGUCGACUUCGAGACAAGGCAGAAGGAACAGAAAGUUGCCAGCGACGAAGGGCAAGCUGCUACACUUUCUGUGAUUGUAGAUCGUUUGGACAACCUCAUGAAAGAGGUGAAGUCGCAGCCAGAUAUAUUCUCCGAAUGGGUUGUCGGAAACAACCAGACGACGUCGAGAAUACUGGAACAGCUCGAGAGUGUCGCUAGUGCACAAUCUGAAACCACAGAAAAGGCGCAUCAGCUCGCCCAGCAACUCGACGGCCAUAUGAGAGAUGUGUGGAAAUGCCUUGCUGAAAGCAAAGCUUCUCUGAGACAGGAAUUGGAAGGAAAGACCUUGGAAAACUUACUCCUAUCUACAACCGUGGAAGACAAGGAGGUGGAAAUCCAAGAUUUAUUCUCGGCUCUGAAGGAAGCGUCUGAACAUGCUCUUCAAGGGGAGAACCAGAUCCAGGAGCUAGAAGCCAAGAUCCUGCAGCUGGAGAACUCGCCACGGGACGACCCGGAUGUUCUCAGACAGCUUCAGGCCCUCAGAGAAGGGAAAAACAAUCUCAAAGAAGAGCUCGCUUCUAAGAGCUCGCUGACCUCUAAGCUUCAAGCGAGUCUCCAGCAGAAAGACCAAGAAAUUGCAGCCGAAAUCCAGAACCACAAGGAGGAUGCGCUUGAGUUUAUUCGUCUCCUGGGAGAGCGAGAGAAUGCAGCACAGAAAGCCCGAGACCAGGCUGUCGACUUGGCUGUGCGAGAAGUAUCGGCAAGCAUGGAACAGACGAAGCAAGAUUUUCAGAGGCGUGCAAAUGAAGCAGAGAGCGACCGCGACAAAUUGGCCAAAGAGCUUGAUGAUGCAAAGAGGAUGAUUUCCGAGUUGCGAGAGAAGGACUGCUGCGAAGCUGAGGCGAUACGCACUCUUCGGUCAGAUCUUGCAAACGCUGAGUCGAGAGCCUCAACUAUUGUUGAAGACGAGAAGAAGAGGCUCGCGGAAAACGCAGAGACGAACAAGCACAAUGAAUCGACGAUUAGCCAGCUGAAACAAGAUCUGAUACAGGCCGAACAAAACUUAGCCAAGUUGACAGAAGAUUCUCAGGUGUAUGAGAGAGAGGCACAGGACUUGAUCAAUGAUUUGAAGCAGUGGACCAAAGUUGAGCACGGUAUUGGCAAAUCAGAGAAAAGACGACUCUAA